AUGUCGUCGCCAUCGUCUACGGCUUCCGCAAAGCGAAAAAGGAUGGUCGCCCUGACCGACCUCCAACAGCCAUCGUCACGCGACGCUUCAGGCGAAGAAUUGGCCGAUUCUCCCUCGCACAACCUGCGAAACCGAAAGCAUGCGUCCAGCAAUUCCAUCGACGGCGCCGUGCCACCUAGCAAGCGAGCCCGUACGCGGUCCAACGCCAAACCUGUCGAGCCCAAUGGAGCGCCUGAAAAAGAUCUGGUCAAUAAGGAAGACCCCGGCGAGCCUUCAAGCACUACUGUGGAUAGUGAAGAGGUCGAGGAAACGGCAAGGAAAAGGCAAAGGACCGUUGCAAGUGCCGUGAGAAAAGCAAUUGUCAACGAGGACCGGGGCACAAUGGAGGACGUGCCAAAAGCCGGCUUGAGAGACCCCUUUGGUUACACGACCAAUCCGCCACCGGUGGGUAGGCCGGUGAGGGUCUAUGCCGACGGAGUGUUUGAUCUGUUCCACCUUGGCCACAUGCGCCAGCUUGAACAGGCGAAGACCGCAUUCCCCGACACCUACCUAAUAGUCGGAGUUACGGGGGACGCGGAGACACACAAGCGUAAAGGUCUGACCGUGCUCACAGGUGCAGAAAGAGCAGAGACACUUCGCCAUUGCAGAUGGGUCGACGAGGUCAUUCCCAACUGCCCUUGGAUUGUGACACCAGAGUUCCUGAAAAAGCACAAGAUCGACUAUGUCGCCCACGACGACGAACCCUAUGGCGCCGACGAAGGGGAUGACAUUUAUGCACCUAUCAAAAAGGAGGGCAAGUUCCUCGUCACGCAGAGAACCGAGGGAGUCUCGACAACUGGAAUCAUUACGAAGAUUGUCCGAGACUAUGAAAAGUAUAUCGUUCGCCAACUCAAGAGAGGAACCAGCCGCCAGGAGCUGAACAUCAGCUGGCUCAAGAAAAAUGAACUCGAUCUCAAGAGACACAUGCAAGAGUUGAGGGAUAGUGUGAAGUCAAACUGGGUUACCGCCGGAGGAGAGAUCUCACGGGACCUGCGAUCGUUCUGGAUGAACGCCAACUCGAGACCCGCGAGUCCAGCUCCGUUUAACAGACAAAUGAGUGACGGAGCUCUCAAAAGUCCCAUCAGCGGCGGCAUGACUACCGUCGAACAGUUGAAGCAGUUGGAGACGAUCAACCCAGAGAAGAGAAAUGACUCUCCUGGCAGGCUCAGUAGGAGCGAGGACUUUGCCGCGGGCUAUAGCUUGGGCUUGAUCGGCGGUGUGAAAUCAUGGAUGAUGCGAGGCAAACGAGCUUUGCGCGACAGCCAGCCACCUAGCCCGGAAGGAAGCGAGGAUGAUGAAGCCAGAAGCCCCAUCAGCAAUGACGGAGAGACUGACACGAUCGGGCUGAAGACGCCUCCCUUGGGCUCGAUUCGGGGUAGAAAGGGCAAGAAUGCUAAGAGCGACAUUGAAGGAUUCAAGCGAGAAGCUAUGGACGUGAUGCAUUGA
Messenger RNA from Cladophialophora psammophila CBS 110553, 1485 nucleotides. Its product is annotated as choline-phosphate cytidylyltransferase. The coding region runs from base 1 to 1485 and encodes 494 amino acids. The record is from RefSeq and is a predicted model, not a curated record. Gene Ontology annotation, cellular component: nuclear envelope. The transcript has 3 exons. Gene Ontology annotation, biological process: CDP-choline pathway. Gene Ontology annotation, molecular function: phosphatidylcholine binding; choline-phosphate cytidylyltransferase activity. Lineage: Eukaryota; Fungi; Ascomycota; Eurotiomycetes; Chaetothyriales; Herpotrichiellaceae.